This is a messenger RNA of Ictalurus furcatus (blue catfish), 2799 nucleotides long. It is a transcript of the gene mrpl14, whose product is annotated as mitochondrial ribosomal protein L14. The transcript is spliced from 3 exons. The coding region runs from base 82 to 510 and encodes 142 amino acids. Gene Ontology annotation, biological process: translation. NCBI's taxonomy places the organism in Eukaryota, Metazoa, Chordata, Actinopteri, Siluriformes, Ictaluridae. Gene Ontology annotation, molecular function: structural constituent of ribosome. Gene Ontology annotation, cellular component: ribosome; mitochondrion. The record is from RefSeq and is a predicted model, not a curated record.
ACGCUGCCUCGGAAGUAAUUUCACUGGAACGGCUGGUUCACGUUUUUGAAGGUGAGGUGAAUAACGCAUGAGAAGAUCACUAUGGCCUUCUCAUCAAUGGCACUUCCAAAGAUGAUAUCAACAAUACACUACAGGUCUUUCAGUGUUUCAACAGUUGUGGCAGCUAUUCAGAAGAUGACAAGAGUACGGGUGGUCGACAACAGCAGUCUUGGAAACACCCCCUAUCACCGUUCUCCUAGAGUCAUUCAUGUAUACACCAAGAAUGGCGUGGGCAAAGUGGGUGACACUGUCCUAUUGGCCAUUAAAGGACAGAAAAAGAAAGCACUGAUUGUGGGUCACAAGAUGCCUGGACCAAAAAUGUCACCUAGAUUUGAUUCAAACAAUGUUGUUUUGAUCGAAGAAAAUGGGAACCCAACAGGAACAAGGAUUAAAGCUCCCAUACCUACACAUUUACGCAAACUGGAAGGUGAUUACUCCAAAUUAUUAGCAAUUGCACAACGCUUUGUGUAGGUAGUGUUACUGAGAUGUAAUUUACCAUUCGGCUGAGAGGACUUGUGCUAUUAUUGCUGAUUGCUAUAUUGCUGAUUGCUAUUGCUAUAUUGCUAAAUAAACAAAAGAAAGAAAAAUAUAUUAAUAGUUCCAAAAAUUAUUGAAGUGCAUACUUUUUGUUUUAUACAUUCUCUUUGACACCGGAAUCCAUGGUGUCCUAUAUAAUUUUUUACAUUUUGAAUGCAAGCCGCUCUGAUCUGAAUUUUUCCAAUUUCAUUUGAAUGUGAUUUUAACUUUUCUCCCAAUUUUUUUGAUCAUUUGAUGAUUCAAUUUAUGUAAUUUCAAUUAUAUGCUAGAGGUAGAGCGAAAUCAUGUGUGUUUUUUUUUCAACUUUAUGAAAGAUUCUUGAUUACGAUUUUACUUUUUUGUUCUUAAAUAAUGCAAUUAUAAAUAAAUUGCAAAAAUUUUCAAAGUUUUUUAUUUAUUAGAAUGGACUUGUAGAUGUGCAUAAAUAGUAACAGAACCAUCUAAAGCAAAUGGUGCAAACAAUAGAUCUUUUAAAUAAAGAAUAUGAAAAAAAAUUGUUUGCACUAUGUGCUAUAGGUGACGUUGUUGCUAUUGUUGCACAAUUUAGUGAUCCCUUCUUUCCCGACAGAGUAAAUGGGGACCAUGUAUUUCGUGACAUGAAAUGCCACUGCAACUGAGAACUCAACUUUGGGUAUUCUCAAAUCUGAGUUCCUUCCCUUUUAUGGAGUAACAACAAAUUAGCAUGGUUGUGCACAGCAUCAGAAAUAAACAAAGUACAACUUCUUAUCUUUAGUAUUAGCUUUAGAUUCAACCAACAUAGAUAACUAACUAAGAUAUAACAUAAAUGAUAAGUGAGAUAUAUCACUUUUACUGCAACAUUCAGAGGAAGUUGAGGAUGUUACAUGAUAACAAAGGAAGAGCAUUUGAAAAUUGUUUUGAGGAUGUUAUUGAGGCUGAGAUGACAGAACUUUUUUUAUUUUUUUUUUAUAAAACAUUCCUGUAAUAUGAGGUGUUAACAAAGGUAGAACAUAUUGCCUGCUACAUUCUGAGGAUGUUUUGGGGAUGUUGUUUAGGCAAUAGAUUAUACAAUGUUCUUUUAUAAAACAUUUGUACAAUGUUCCAUAAUAACAAAGGAAGAACAUUAACAAAGCGACAUUCAUAAAAUAUUUAGAGGAUAUUAUUGAGGCCUGAGAUGACAAUGUUGUUGUUGUUGUUUUUAAAUAAAACAUUGUUGUAAUGUGAUGCGUUAACAAAUCUAGAACAUUUUGCCUGCAACAUUUUGAUGUUUUGAGGAUGCUGUUUAGGUAACAGAUUAUACAAUGCUAUUUUUUAAGACAUUGGCACAAUGUUUCAAAAUAACCAAGGAAAAGCAUUCUCACAGCAACAUUGUGAAAAUGUUUUGAGAAUAUUAUUGAUGCCUGAGAUGACAAUGUUUUUUAUAUAUAUAUUUUUUUAUGAAACGUUCCUGUAAUGUGAUGUUUUAACAAAGGUAGAACAUUUUUCCUACUACAUUCUGAGGAUGUUUUGGGGGUAUUUUUUAGGUAACACAUUGCAACAUAUCUGUUGCAAAUUAGCUGUUCCACGAGACAGUUUACAAAAUAAACUAUUGGCCCAUAAACUUGCAAUGUGAGAGAAUAGUUGUCCAAUUUUCAUGCUUGGUUGCACUAGGGAAUAAGGAAUAGUUCACUCUGUCACGAGUUCCCCUUUAAGCAGCGCGCUGUGGAGCAUGUGAGCGCGCGUGCACGAGCACCUGCUUUUCCCUUGUGGACAAUCGUGACAUUUCGACACGUGCAUUUGUUUAUGUUUCUGUUAUGUCUCCUCCCCGUUCUGUCAUUGGCUAUUGUUUCACGUGUGUCUGAAUUGCCCUCAGCCGUCAGCUAUUACGACGCUGAGUAUGUUUGUACAAAUACCGCGCGCCUCACAAUAGCGCCUCACACAGCGCGGAAUAUUGAAUGAGUUAUAGUCACUUAGUUUAGAGUCCUUACUAUAGAUAACCAUAGUCAUAGUUCAUGUCAUGUUUCAUGGUUCAUGUUUAGGUUCAUGUUUAGGUUCGUUAGUUUUGUUCACGCUGGUUUCUCCGCUACCAGUCCCGCGCUAUUGUUCAUGUUUCUUGUUUUGUUUCUCGACCCUGUACUUCCGUGACCGCGACCUUGAUUCCUGCCUCGCCCCUUUAUGCCUGUUUGCCGAUCGCCUGAACUUUGCAUGUUACUGGAUUACGUUUGUGGAUCACGUUUUGGAUUUGUCUGCCUGUCUCUCUCUUAAAUAAAACUGUUCAUACUGCGA